CUCGACUUCCUUUUCUGUGCAAAAAUUUUAUGGCGAGUAAUUACGGGGAAGAGUUGAUUCGCUCACUGUGACCACACUGACCUGUACAUCAACCUCCAGAGACGCUUUUCUCGGUUGUCAAGGACCGUGACAUCCGAAGAGUAGUUGAUUGGCUUUGAUAUCAGGUAUUUUGAGGAUUUGUGUGGUUUGUGAACUGGACUUUGUGCUGUCCGUUCUCUUGUCGUGUUGUGGCCUUAGCUGGUCUUGCAGAAGAUCUGCCAGCCGAUGGCUCUAAUGGACAAACACAAAGUGAAGCGGCAGAGAUUGGACCGCAUCUGUGAAGGCAUUCGACCACCCAUCCUCAAUGGGCCCAUGCACCCUCGUCCCCUGGUGGCACUGCUGGAUGGGCGGGACUGCACAGUGGAGAUGCCUAUACUGAAGGACGUUGCCACUGUGGCCUUCUGUGAUGCCCAGUCCACCCAAGAGAUUCACGAGAAGGUUCUAAAUGAGGCCGUUGGAGCUUUGCUCUACCACACCAUUACGCUCUCACGAGACGACCUGGACAAAUUCAAAGGUCUUCGUGUCAUUGUGAGGAUUGGCAGUGGAUUUGACAAUGUUGAUAUUAAAGCUGCAGCAGAGUUGGGUAUAGCAGUAUGUAAUGUGCCAGCGGCAUCUGUGGAGGAAACGGCAGACACUUCCAUGUGUUUAAUUCUGAAUCUAUAUCGCCGUGUCACCUGGAUGCAUCAGGCUCUACGUGAGGGCACUCGUGCCUCCAGCGUGGAGCAGAUCAGGGAGGUGGCUGGAGGUGCUGCCCGCAUUCGAGGAGAGACGCUGGGCAUCAUCGGGCUUGGACGUGUGGGCCAGGCUGUUGCUCUGAGGGCAAAAGCCUUUGGGUUUGGAGUGAUUUUCUAUGACCCAUACCUGCCGGAUGGUGUGGAGAGAUCACUAGGGCUCCAACGCAUGGCAACACUACAGGACCUGCUCAUCCACUCGGACUGUGUCUCGCUACACUGCAGUCUGAAUGAACAUAACCAUCACCUCAUCAAUGACUUCACCAUUAAACAGAUGCGUCAGGGCGCUUUCCUAGUGAACAGUGCGCGUGGAGGUCUGAUAGAUGAGAAAGCUCUGGCCCAGGCUCUGAAAGAGGGAAGAAUACGGGGAGCAGCCCUGGACGUCCAUGAGACAGAGCCCUUUAGCUUCUCUCAGGGCCCUCUGAAGGAUGCCCCAAAUCUUAUCUGUACCCCACACACAUCCUGGUAUAGUGAACAGGCCUCCAUUGAGGCAAGAGAAGAGGCAGCAAGGGAGGUGCGCAGAGCCAUUACAGGCCGUAUCCCAGACAGUCUGAAGAAUUGUGUUAAUAAGGAGUAUUUGAUGUCGGCGUCUCAGUGGCCGUCUAUGGAAGCUUCCACUGUGCACUCUGAACUUAACGGAGCUUCAGCCUAUAGGUUCCCUGCAGGGCUGAUUGGUGUUGCAGCGGGUGGUCUGCCUGGAGCCGGGGCUGGAGUAGAGGGCAUUGUAGCUGGAUCUCUGCCCCUGGCCCAUGCCAUUGCCCCUGUCUCUCACCCUCCUCAUACCCCAUCACCUGGGCAACCUUCCAAGGCAGAGGCUGACAGAGACAUCCCUUCCGACCAAUAGCAUCCCAGCACAUUCCAACAUUGCCCUGAUCGAUGCCCUUUCACCUUACCUAGGGGUCGACCGAGGUUGACAGCCCUGCUUUUGGAUGUGACCUCAGGCCACCACUGAUCAGCAGAACCCAGGAGUGACCCACUCGAAACUCUACCCCUCAACUUACCCCCUCAUUUCCACUCGCUGUAUUCUGUUUCUCACUUUGGCAGUAAGCAAUAACUUCUCUCAAUGAUUCAAGAAUUGGGUUGAUACUCUCUCUAAGCUACAAGUUUCUUUGCUUUUGUAUCUACUCUGGACUAGUUGGAGUUUGUUUCUGAGUAGUGUUUCUUUAAUUUUCAUGGACCUUUUUUUUUUUUUCCUUCAUCCCUCCCAUUCUCCUAUCAAGUAUACAUGUGUCAAACCUUCUCAACCUGUCCUGUUUUAGCAAAACGUUUGAUCAUUGAAACAAAGCAACAGCUGGCUUACGUCUUUGAUUAUAUUCUUCUAGCCACGGUUACAACAGCCAUCAGUGUUUAUUUCCCAGCUGGGGUUCAAUAAUUGAGAUCAAGGCCUAAUGACUAGCCCGUGGCUAAGAGUUACUCAGUCCAUGGGAAGGGCUGAUGUUUUGCGUUCCUCUCACUCUUAUUCCUUCAUGUGGAAGGCGUCUUCUAGAAUUGUCCUUACUCCAUUUUUCUCAGAAAGAUGUUUGCAGAAAACAUGAGAGCUUCAUCCCCCAACCAUACCCCAGAGCUGUUUGGGGUUGGUCUGAUCAUGUGCUCGCUUUAAGUCACAAGAUUUACAGCGACCAUAAAGACUGAGGUCAGCAUAAGUAUCACUGAAACAGCAUAAGUGAAAUUCCAUGGUCGUGUGAUGGACAAUUUACACUUUUUGUAGCCCCUUGUGUUGCUUUGUAAACAGCUUGAUGAUGUAGAAUUGCUUUUAAGGGACCCAGCUCACAUUUAGUUCAUAAGUAAAACUUUCAAACAAAGCCAUAUUCAAAGUCACGUUGUGUAACAUUGCUGGUGUUAAAAAAAAAGAAUUCUGCAGUUCUGUUGGACAAAGAUAAAGAUUUGUUACAUACCUUAACACCCCCCCCCCCCUCCAAAAAAAUGCCCUUUUGCAAUGUGUGUACAACAUUGACUUCCGCUUGACUCAUACUGAGAUCCACCAUAGCAAAGCUGAAAAUAUAGGCACCUUUUUUAUUCUUAGCCAUUUUAAGUCAAAGAAUAUUUGCCUUGUUUUCCAUAUCUUGUCUCUUGCUGUACUUUCUCCUUGUGCCUCCUUUCGAUUAGGCCUUCUCUUUGUGACACAGCGAGGCGCCAUCCUCCUCCACCCUUCAUAUCUCCACUCGUCCUUUCAACCCUCCAUGUCUUCCCAUGAAGACACUGUGUAGCACACCAGCCCUGUCCUUCCUCCUCAGUAUCUUCCACAAGGCACUUAAAUCUUUUUAACUCACUGUCUCAACCCACCAACACAUUUUCAUACAGGCCUAGUAUACAAAUGCAAAGAUUUAGGCUAGGGCUUAUUCUGCUGAUUUUAAGCCUAAACUGUGAUCUGGAGGCUGCGUUAAUAUGAUUUAGCCAGCAGAAGGCGACGGCUUGCUUUCUCCACGUAUAUGUGGCCAGCUCACUGCCUAUUAACUUUCUUCUUAUAGUUUUGGCUAAUUAUUUAAUCCCAGCUCACCAUUAAAUGGCCAAUGGUUGCAUGGACGGCCAACAUUGUGUUUAUAGCUGAUGAUUUAGCAGGAAAUCUGACCGCUAGGGCUGCUCUAUCCAUGGCUCAUAGUCUUGAGACUUGUAUAUUAUCUGGAUGGGUGAUAUGGCGAUUCUAUGCCACACUUUUCAGCAGACAUACCCUAUGGUCACCGAGAGGCAUUUUCUUCUGUAUCAGCAUAUGAAAGAGAUGUUUGACCAUUAGAUGACUCUUAAGAGCACACAAGAUAAGGUGGAAAGAAUGUAAUAAGCUAGGUCACAUAAAAGCUGGUUGCUUUCCAAAGAAGGUAGGCCAUCCCCAAGCUUGAGUGUGUCACGGGAUACCGUUCUGCGUGAAGAGCAAGGCCUUUCUAGUACCUCAGUAACAGAUAUUGAAUGUAUGCUUAAAUCUUUUUCUUUGUACAGCUUUUUUAGGCCAUAUGUUCUUAUUUCUUAGGGGGUGUGUAUGUGUCUGCAUGUAUGUGGCGGCGUGUGACUCCUUAUCCUGUACAUCAGUUAUACACAAAUUACAUAAGCUUUUCCCCCCUCUCUCUAAGCUUAGGGUCUAUAUAUUAUUUCAUUAGAAAAAUCUCAGGCUUUAGCUUUUGAACGUUCUUGAUCUGUGAUUUGUUUUUACAUUUUCUGUACAAAGGAGCACAGUUUCAUGUCCUCAUUGAGGGCUAUGCUAAUAAAUGGAGAAGGGGGGGUGCAAAAUUUGGUAAAUGGUACACUAAUAAACCAAUAUUUCAGUAUAGAUUUUGGGUGAAUCUUCGCUGCCUACCAACAGUUCAUUCUAUGUACCUGAUGUUGUUGUAAGUAUCCCCAGAUGGUCAUCCUUGAUAGUCAGUACUCACGAAAUAAUGCAUGAUAAGACCGAAAAAUAUUUCUACAUAGUUGUACCUUUUAGGCCCCUCCCCUUGUUCCUGAUUUGCCACAUUUUGGUGUUGUUUUGAGUAACAUGCAACUUUCCUAGACUUAAGUGACACCCCUUUAGAGCUGCUCUGUAAAUUUCUGUGCUACGUUUUUUGAUUGCCGUUGCAUUUUUAAAAAAAGUUUCUUCUAGCAUUAUCGUUGCGUUUCUUUGCCGUCAACGUCAUCCAGCUAUGAUAUGAGAUGUGCAUUAUGUGUUAAAACCAAGAAAUUCUAAUUCUGGCCUUGUUUGUGUCAUUCAGUGUUCAACAUGUUGUAUUGAAACAUUUCAAGAUGAGUAUUGUUCAAUACCUUAGCCCUUUCUUGUGAUUCAGCAUCCAGGAAUCCCUCUUGUUUGAAAUCCCCUGCCAUCUUAAGAGCGUAGUUGGCAUGUAGUUCCCUCGCUGCCUUAAUGUUAUAGAUUGUGGUGGGCUUGGUGAGUUUCUUCUAUUCUUUCUCUUCCCCCUACACACAUACCCCUCAACCUCUACUCUUACCCCCACAAACACGCAUGCAAGAGAGAGGAAGCUGUUUUCUUUAGCCAUAUGUUUCUCUGUGUGCUUAAUGCAUAUUUCUGGAGAACACAAAUGGCUUUCACUUUAAGGUGUGAAAUGCUCAGGCACUAUGAAAGACCCUUUCAGAACAUGCUAAUCUUUGCAGUGGGACAAAGCUUUGGCUAAGUCUAGUCCAUGAAGGAAGGCUGGAGAGGAAAGAUAUGGACUUGGAGCUUGUUAGUUUCUCUCUCAGGGUUUUAAUAUAUACACAUAUCCUUCAGCCGUUAGUCAUAACCUUCCUCCAUCAGAAUGAAGAUCCUGUUCUAGCUCUCUCUGAAAUGCUUCAACAGUGAGUGUCUUUCUCUGUGAUAUAUUCCUUUCAAUACCACUCUUUCUCCUCUGCUUUCUUUUUUGCGUGUUUGUCGCACUGACUCCUAACAACAAAAGAAUGAAUGUUUUAAUAGAUCUGCGUGUAACGUUGAAGUUGGGAAAUGUAUUUUUACAACAUGUGAACUUUUUAUUCCUUUCUCUUACCUUUUUGUUGUGAAUUGAUUUUCCCCUUUUCCCCCAUCACCAGACUGCAAAAAGGUAAAAACAACAACAAAAAAAUCCUGUUACCUAGGCUCUUAAGCUUUUACUUUUGUUUUUGUUUACUUUUUUAUUAGAAAACAAUCAUGUUUGUGAUGGUAACCUCUGAUGGUAAAUUCCACAAGUUAUUUUAAUAAAAUCGUAAAG
Messenger RNA from Xyrauchen texanus (razorback sucker), 5413 nucleotides. Its product is annotated as C-terminal-binding protein 1-like. The coding region runs from base 265 to 1614 and encodes 449 amino acids. Gene Ontology annotation, molecular function: NAD binding; oxidoreductase activity, acting on the CH-OH group of donors, NAD or NADP as acceptor; transcription corepressor activity. Lineage: Eukaryota; Metazoa; Chordata; Actinopteri; Cypriniformes; Catostomidae. The transcript is spliced from 11 exons. The record is from RefSeq and is a predicted model, not a curated record.